This is a messenger RNA of Felis catus (domestic cat), 3227 nucleotides long. It is a transcript of the gene NEFM, whose product is annotated as neurofilament medium chain. Gene Ontology annotation, biological process: neurofilament bundle assembly. Gene Ontology annotation, cellular component: intermediate filament; cytoplasm; postsynaptic intermediate filament cytoskeleton. Bases 147 to 2732 code for a protein of 861 amino acids. The record is from RefSeq and is a predicted model, not a curated record. The transcript is spliced from 3 exons. Lineage: Eukaryota; Metazoa; Chordata; Mammalia; Carnivora; Felidae. Gene Ontology annotation, molecular function: structural constituent of cytoskeleton.
CCGGCCCGGUGCCCGCAGUCCCCGCCUCCUCGGCCGCCGCCUCCACGGGGCGGGGCCCUGGCCCGGGACCAGCCGCCGCGGCUAUAAAUGGGCUGCGGCGAGACCAGCAGAACGCUGUGACAGCCACACGCCCCGAGGCCUCCAAGAUGAGCUACACACUGGACUCGCUGGGCAACCCGUCCGCCUACCGGCGGGUCACCGAGACCCGCUCGAGCUUCAGCCGCGUCAGUGGCUCCCCGUCCAGCGGCUUCCGCUCGCAGUCGUGGUCCCGCGGCUCGCCCAGCACCGUGUCCUCCUCCUACAAGCGCAGCGCGCUUGGCCCGCGCCUCGCCUACAGCUCGGCUAUGCUCAGCUCGGCCGAGAGCAGCCUCGACUUCAGCCAGUCCUCGUCGCUGCUCAACGGCGGCUCCGGGCCGGGCGGCGACUACAAGCUGUCCCGUUCCAACGAGAAGGAGCAGCUGCAGGGGCUGAACGACCGCUUCGCCGGCUACAUCGAGAAGGUGCACUACCUGGAGCAGCAGAACAAGGAGAUCGAGGCGGAGAUCCAGGCGCUGCGGCAGAAGCAGGCCUCGCACGCCCAGCUGGGCGACGCGUACGACCAGGAGAUCCGCGAGCUGCGCGCCACCCUCGAGCUGGUGAAUCACGAGAAGGCUCAGGUACAGCUGGACUCGGAUCACCUGGAGGAAGACAUCCACCGGCUCAAGGAGCGCUUCGAAGAAGAGGCACGGCUGCGCGACGACACGGAGGCGGCCAUCCGCGCGCUGCGCAAAGACAUCGAGGAGGCGUCGCUGGUCAAGGUGGAGCUGGACAAGAAGGUGCAGUCGCUGCAGGAUGAGGUGGCCUUCCUGCGGAGCAAUCACGAGGAGGAGGUGGCCGACCUGUUGGCCCAGAUCCAGGCGUCGCACAUCACGGUGGAGCGCAAAGACUACCUGAAGACAGACAUCUCGUCGGCGCUGAAGGAGAUCCGCUCGCAGCUCGAAUGCCACUCCGACCAGAACAUGCACCAGGCCGAAGAGUGGUUUAAGUGCCGCUACGCCAAGCUCACCGAGGCGGCCGAGCAAAACAAGGAGGCCAUCCGCUCCGCCAAGGAAGAGAUCGCCGAGUACCGGCGCCAGCUGCAGUCCAAGAGUAUCGAGCUCGAGUCAGUGCGCGGCACCAAGGAGUCCCUGGAGCGGCAGCUCAGCGACAUCGAGGAGCGCCAUAACCACGACCUCAGCAGCUACCAGGACACCAUCCAGCAGUUGGAAAAUGAGCUUCGGGGCACAAAGUGGGAAAUGGCUCGUCAUUUGCGUGAAUAUCAGGACCUCCUCAAUGUCAAGAUGGCUUUGGAUAUCGAGAUCGCUGCGUACAGAAAACUCCUGGAGGGUGAAGAGACCAGAUUUAGCACAUUUGCAGGAAGCAUCACUGGGCCGCUGUACACACACCGACCGCCCUCAGUCACAAUAUCCAGUAAGAUUCAGAAAACCAAGGUAGAGGCUCCUAAGUUAAAGGUCCAACACAAGUUUGUGGAGGAGAUCAUAGAGGAAACCAAAGUGGAAGAUGAGAAAUCGGAAAUGGAAGAUGCCCUGACAGCCAUUACAGAGGAAUUGGCUGUGUCCAUGAAAGAAGAGAAGGAAGAAGAGGCAGUAGAAAAGGAAGAGGAACAAGCUGAAGAAGAAGUCGUAGCUACCAAAAAGUCGCCAGUGAAAGCGGCUGCGCCUGAACUUAAAGAAGAGGAGGAAGGAGAAAAGGAGGAAGAGGAAGGCCAAGAGGAAGAAGAGGAGGAGGAGGAGGAGGGCGCUAAAUCAGACCAAGCCGAAGAAGGAGGGUCCGAGAAGGAGGGUUCCAGUGAAAAAGAGGAAGGUGAACAGGAAGAAGAAGGAGAGACCGAGGCCGAAGGUGAAGGGGAGGAAGCUGAAGCUAAGGAAGAGAAGAAACCGGAAGAGAAGCGUGAAGAAGUGGCUCCCAAGGAGGAGCCGGUAGCAGAAGCCAAGGCAGAGAAGCCGGAGAAAGCCAAGUCUCCCGUGCCAAAGUCCCCAGUGGAAGAGGUGAAGCCGAAAGCGGAAGCUGGAGCUGAGAAAGUCGAACAGAAAAAGGAAGAGGAGAAAGUGGAGGAAGAAAAGAAGGAAGCAGCCAAGGAAUCUCCCAAGGAAGAGAAGGUGGAGAAGAAGGAGGAGAAGCCAAAGGACGCGCCAGAGAAGAAGAAGGCGGAGUCCCCGGUCAAGGAGGAGAUGGUGGAGGAGGUCAGCAAGUCAGUAAAGGUGAGCUUGGAGAAAGAUGCCAAAGAGAAGCCGCAGCCACAGGAGAAGGAGAAGGAGAAAGAGAAGGAGAAGGCAGAAGAGGAGGGAGGGAGUGAGGAGGAAGGCAGCGAUAAGGCUUCCAAGGAAUCCAGGAAGGAGGACAUAGCAGUAAAUGGGGAGGUGGAAGGAAAGGAGGGAGAGCAGGAAACUAAGGAGAAAGGCAGUGGGGGAGAAGAGGAGAAAGGGGUUGUCACCAAUGGGCUAGACAUGAGCCCAGCGGAGGAAAAGAAGGGGGCAGACCGAAGCGAGGAGAAAGUGGUGGUGACCAAAAAGAUAGAAAAGAUCACCAGUGAGGGGGGCGAUGGUGCGACCAAAUACAUCACUAAAUCUGUAACCGUCACUCAAAAGGUCGAAGAGCAUGAAGAGACCUUUGAGGAGAAGCUAGUGUCUACCAAAAAGGUAGAGAAGGUCACUUCACACGCCAUAGUAAAGGAAGUCACCCAGAGUGACUAGGAUUUGAGUCCAUUGCAAAAGGUUAAGCCAUAUGACAAUUUUAAUAUGCAUGUGAUUGACAGCUUCAAAACAGAACGGGUUCUCCCAUGGGGGCUCCAGACAUUGAAUUUUACUUUGUGCAAUACGAGGGAACUGCAUGCAAGCUCAGGGUGCUCCCUCCUCAGUCUUUGGGUGAUUCAAAUGCAUGACAUUGUACGUUCCUGGGGAAUUGGCCAAUUUCCUAAGCUGUUGGAAGGGGGGCACUCGGGGGGGGGGGGAUGUUUUGAGAUGUAUUCUGCAAAGAACCAACUGAGCCAAAAAUAAUAAAUGAAACACAGAACUCUCUUAGCCUUAAGAAAGCUAUAUAUGAAUAAUUAUGUUUACCUCACUGGUGCAUUUAAAAUGGACUUUUGUUCAUGGGAGAACCUCGUUGACAUGCACAGUUUGCAACCUUUCGUUGAUUGAUGUUAAACGUCACAGCAGUACUUGCUCAAUAAAGGUCAUAUUGGAAACAUA